Messenger RNA from Glarea lozoyensis ATCC 20868, 1809 nucleotides. Its product is annotated as P-loop containing nucleoside triphosphate hydrolase. The record is from RefSeq and is a predicted model, not a curated record. Lineage: Eukaryota; Fungi; Ascomycota; Leotiomycetes; Helotiales; Helotiaceae. The transcript is spliced from 3 exons. Gene Ontology annotation, biological process: rRNA processing. Bases 1 to 1809 code for a protein of 602 amino acids. Gene Ontology annotation, cellular component: nucleolus. Gene Ontology annotation, molecular function: RNA helicase activity; ATP binding; RNA binding.
AUGCCGAAACGAACGCUCGAGGAGAUGGAUCAUCAAAGUGCCCAGGUCUCUACGCCAGACCUCGCCCACAGCAAGAAGAAGCGAAAGGCCAAAACUGCCAAAGAGGCCACAGAGCAGGAAAAUACCGUCGACAGCGUCGAGGAAACCAAGGCAGAGCGAAAGGAGAGGAAAAGGCUGAAACGGAUGAAAAAACUGGGAGAGACUGAGACCGAGGGAAAACCGCACAAUGGCAUCGAGGCAAUUAAUCCCAUCGCGCAUCAAGAGGAGUUGGAAGCCUCAGAUCAAAUCACGGAUGCAAAGGCGGCGAAAAAAGCGGAUAAGGCAAAGUCAAACGCACUGAAAAAGGCUGAGAAGAUGAACAAGGAUCCUAAUGCUAGCAAUGGCGAAGGUCUCUCAGCUGCGAUUUUACCAGUGCAUAAUGAGAGUGCUUCAAAUGGUACCGCGCUGUAUACCGAAAAUGCUGAACUAAGCGCCAUGCCUCAAGCAGAAAUAGACAAAUUCCUCGCAGACAAUUUCAUCUCGAUCAAAGACCCUCUUUCGAAGACAAACCUACGACCUAUUUUAAAGUUUUCUUAUCUACCAUCUGACAACGCUGCGCAGUUAACGCCCUUCAAGUCCUUUAAAGCGCCGACACCUAUACAGGCUGCAGCAUGGCCAUAUCUUUCUGCUGGCAGGGACUUGAUUGGGGUCGCAGAGACCGGGUCUGGGAAAACCAUGGCAUUUGCAGUGCCUUGUGCCCGUCACAUUUUAUCUCUGCCGGGCGGAAAGAACAAAGGCCCCAGAGCCGUCAUUAUAUCGCCUACCCGAGAACUAGCAAUGCAGAGCUAUGAACAAGUUAUGCUACUUGCUAAGGUCUCGGGGCUCCAGGCCGUCUGUGUUUACGGAGGUGUUCCAAAAGAUGAACAACGGCGAGCGCUUCGGACAGCUGAUAUCGUGGUUGCCACCCCCGGCCGUUUGAACGAUCUAAUAAAUGAAGGCUGUGCAGAUUUGAGUAAGGCAAAGUAUGUCGUGCUCGAUGAGGCUGACAGAAUGCUUGACAAAGGAUUUGAAGAAGAAAUCAGAAAGAUCAUCAACACUACCUCCACCGAAAGACAGACUUUGAUGUUCACGGCAACAUGGCCCGAGUCUGUUCGUGCUCUUGCUUCGACUUUUAUGAAGACACCAUUGCGCAUCACCAUUGGGGAUAAUCCAACAGGAGAUCUUAGAGCCAACGCAAGAAUUGUGCAGAAAGUUGAAGUGGUUGACCCUAGGAAUAAGGAGUAUCGUCUCAUGCAACUCCUCAAACAAUACCAAAGCGGUGCGCAAAAGGACGACAGGAUUCUGGUUUUCGCCCUUUAUAAGAAAGAGGCAACUAGGGUCGAGGGUUUCAUUCGAUCAAAAGGGUUCAGAGUCGCAGGAAUUCAUGGUGAUUUGAGCCAGGAGCAAAGGACGAGAAGUUUAGAGGCUUUCAAGCAGGGUGGCACACCAAUUCUUGUGGCCACUGAUGUUGCAGCUCGAGGUUUGGAUAUUCCUGCGGUCAAGCUUGUGAUUAACUGUACAUUCCCACUCACUGUGGAAGAUUAUGUCCACCGGAUCGGACGUACUGGGCGCGCAGGAAAGGAGGGACUUGCAAUUACACUUUUCACCGAGCAUGACAAAGCACAAAGUGGAGCUCUGAUUAACGUUUUGAAGGCAGCAAAUCAACCUGUCCCGGACGAGUUGCUCAAAUUCGGUACGACGGUGAAGAAGAAGGAGCACAGCGCCUACGGUGCGUUUUACAAGGACACCGGCAGCGAGGAUAAAGUAGCGCAGAAGAUAAAGUUCGACUGA